AAGCAAACAGUCGUGGCCGUAACGCCAACCAACGUAUACGUGACAGUGUUUGGAUGUGGGGGGGUUUAUGAAUCUCACUCGACUUUCUUCGGUCAUCCCUACCACACUGCAAUCGCGUCGAUGUUGCAAUGUUGCCGUGAGCGCAGCGGAAAGUCCAAGGAGCUGUGGCACAGUGUGACAUUUCUGCAUAGUUCGCACAAAUUAAAAUACCGCGACUUGUCGCAAAAUUUCGCGCGUUGCACGUAUGCGCUCGCGCGUGCGCGUGAUUCUGCACAUAACACCCGCUUGCGCUCGCGCGUCCGACACGAAUGUUCCUGCCGUCGUCGCUGCUACUGCAUUGUAAUCCCGAAAUAGGAUCAAGGAUAACGACGUCGUAGAUUUUUUUCGCGCUGCGGCGCCGUGCAAAAGUCAAGAAACCGGUCCGUUGUGCUUAAAGAUUCUGCUUUGAAGAAACUUUUCAAAUAAACAAACAACUUGCACAAUGGCUUUUUUCGUGGCAAGUGUCAAAGUCACCAGUUCUUUUCAUUAUAUAUGCACUUGUGCCGCAAGAACACUGACUACGAGCGCAAUGCCGAGUCCUAAGGAUGAGGCAAAAGAAGUGAUUGUCAAUUAUUUGGAUGGGAAAGAUAACGGUAUUGCUGUAUUAGGAUUGAAUAGACCUGCCGCUCGUAACUCCUUUGGGAAAACUUUAAUUUCUCAGUUGAAUGAAGCGCUAACUUCCAUCAGGCAGAACAACAAGCUGAGAGUGCUAAUUAUACGUAGUCUGGUCCCAAAAGUAUUUUGCGCAGGGGCGGACUUGCGAGAGAGAUUGAAGAUGGAUAGUUCAGAAGUGCCGCAAUUCGUGUCCAUUUUGAGAAAUCUUGUCACUGACAUCGAAGUCCUGCCAACUCCGGUCAUAUCAGCUAUCGACGGCGUGGCGCUGGGUGGAGGAUUAGAGCUUGCAUUGGCGACUGACAUCAGGGUUGCCUCUUCAGAAGCCAAAAUGGGCCUUGUAGAAACAAAAUUAGCGAUAAUACCAGGAGCCGGUGGAACGCAGAGACUGCCGAGGGCAGUCGGAAUAGCCAAAGCAAAGGAAUUGAUUUACACAGCACGGAUCCUCGACGGUGAACAGGCAAUGCAAAUAGGUCUCGUAAAUAAAGUGGUCCCGCAAAAUAAAACCGGCGACGCUGCUUACCAAGCGGCUCUCUCUAUCGCGAGAGAAAUCUUGCCUAAUGGACCCAUUGGUGUUAGAUUGGCGAAAGUGGCUGUUUCUAAAGGUAUGGAGAUGUCUCUAGAAGAUGGUUUGAAGAUCGAGAAACAAUGUUACAACCAACUCGUGGAUACAAAGGACAGAACCGAAGGACUUGCCGCUUUUGUGGCGAAGCGUGUACCUAUUUAUCAAGGAGCAUGAAUAUUUAUGGCAUUUUUGCAACAAUGGCUUAAUUC
Molecule: messenger RNA, 1425 nt
Organism: Linepithema humile (Argentine ant)
Lineage: Eukaryota; Metazoa; Arthropoda; Insecta; Hymenoptera; Formicidae
Product: methylglutaconyl-CoA hydratase, mitochondrial
Biological process (GO): fatty acid beta-oxidation
Cellular component (GO): mitochondrion
Molecular function (GO): catalytic activity
Source: RefSeq, a predicted model, not a curated record